Molecule: messenger RNA, 2116 nt
Organism: Hippoglossus stenolepis (Pacific halibut)
Lineage: Eukaryota; Metazoa; Chordata; Actinopteri; Pleuronectiformes; Pleuronectidae
Gene: slc31a2
Product: solute carrier family 31 member 2
Exons: 4
Coding region: 803-1255 (150 amino acids)
Biological process (GO): copper ion transmembrane transport
Cellular component (GO): membrane
Molecular function (GO): copper ion transmembrane transporter activity
Source: RefSeq, a predicted model, not a curated record
AGGGUUUUAAAGGGGUUCGAUAGAGAAGCUGACGAUGAUCAGCAAGUCUUGGUCUGAGCAGGAUUGUUGACUCGAGUUGUUCAUAUUUGACUUUCUGCUACGGCUUAUUUAUGUGGGUAUGGUGACGGUCAUCAUUUCCCAAAAAAUAACACUGCACUCACAGGUUAAUUCCUGGGAUUUGGCAGCAAAGUGACAUCAGGUAAAGAAGCACAAGACGUGCUUCAAACAAACCUCAACGCUAACAAUUCAAGCUCGUAAGCGGAAAAAAACGAACGUAAAUAUUGAACCUGUAAACCAAACCGAUCAUUUAAAACUCCCAUUGCAGCUUCACAAUUGACCAAAUUAACUUGCUACACCCAAAAUGUACUACAUAUUUUGGGUGUGCCCACUUUUGCCUCCCACGUUGCCUAUUGAAGAAACCGUUUGCUUGUUUACAACGUUGACAUCAUCUAAUUACAGCUUCUUUCCCCCCCGAUGGAUGCCACUGCACUCCCAGAUCAGCAGUUACCAUAGUGAGGUCAUUGUUAUGAUCACACUGAAAUGAGGACCAAUGACACGUAGACAUUAUUGAAAUAUCUGAAACCUAUAAAACCUUUUUAGAAGGGAUCCUCUCGCACUCUUUUGUCUUCAGAUGCCACCAAACAACAUACACACUCGCAUACAGUGACCGUUUGGGCUGGAGCUGCAAAACUUGUAUUACACAUACACCUCUGCCAAGGAGGGUUGCUGAUUGAUUGCUUCGUUUGACAGCAUUUCAGAUGUCAGUGAACCGGUAAGGUCAUUUGGAAGCUGCUGCUUUAAGAUGACUUUUGAGGUGUCGAACAGCGUGACACUGCUGUUCGACUUCUGGAACGUGAACGGGCCUGUGGGGAUGGCGCUGUCGGUGUUCGUCGUCUUGCUCCUGACAGUCUUCUACGAGGUGCUUAAGGUUUGGAGGUUGUGGCUGGGAAAUAAGUCGAUGCUGGCACAGCCGUACCUCAGCCCUUCGUCCCUCCACAGCGACUGCAGCUCCACACUCGGGAGAAGCUCCUCCGAAUCCUCCGUGACCCCCAUCGAGCCUCCUCCUCCAGCUCCCAACACCAGGAACAGCUGGUUGCUGCACGGGAUCCAGACCGUCCUCCACGUGCUGCAGGUGUCUCUCGGCUACAUGCUGAUGUUGUGCGUCAUGACCUACAAUAUCUGGAUCUUCAUCGGCGUCAUCAUCGGUUCUGUUCUGGGUUAUUUCAUCUCCUUCCCUCUGCUGGGUCAGACCUGAUGGUCACGGACACUUCACUUUCUGGAUUCGAGACGGGAGGAGGUCGUUUUUCUUUUGGAUACUAAAUGGGGAAACCACUCAAUGACUAAUUUCUGCAUGUUGGUCUGUUGCUCUUCAGCACAGUGUUUGUUCAAUUUUAACACUUGGGAAGCAAGAAAAUGGAAUCAUGUUGCUUUUAUGCUUGAAAAUGAGUUGCACAAUAAUACAGAUAAUGCAACAUAUCAUCUGUACCAGUCACUAAUCUCAGUCUUCGGUGUCAGGCCUCCGGACUCUUUUAAAACACUUCAACUGGACAUUUCAGAUGUUUCUGAGGCAUUUUACUUUUCCCCUUCACACGCAGCAAACAUCUAAAGGAGUUUAGAAUCAUGCACGUGCUGCGUCCUUGUACUCUUAUUUUAUUUAUUCAUGGUAAAAUAGUUUGCAAAGUUUGAAGGAGGAGAAAUUGUCCUCAGAACAGAAACGGGAAUGGGAAGUCUUCCACUGUUUGUAGCUUUCGUUUUUUAUAUUUUUCUGAUCAGCACUGACGGCCGUUGAGCCACAGGUCAUUUUAAGGUUGUCAGAUAGAGGAACUGGCCCAUGUGAUUUUUCUUUCUCCUCUUUAGCUCGUGAACCUCGUACAGAUCGGAGUCACUCUCACAUGUGUAUGGGGACAGUGCACGUAGGUCAUGUGGUUCUGUGGAAAUCAUUGACAAACCGUUAGUGUCUUGCUACUAACGCUUUCGGAUGUAUUUUAUUGAUACAUGCUCAAUAAAACUAUUUUUGUAACUGAUUGUGAAACAUGAGAAGAAACGUGUCUGAUCAUCUGAGGUUGUUUACUGAUUUAACAUUGAAAUCAAGAAUAAAGUUGAUAAAAUGAUUUUA